Molecule: messenger RNA, 3801 nt
Organism: Ambispora leptoticha
Lineage: Eukaryota; Fungi; Glomeromycota; Glomeromycetes; Archaeosporales; Ambisporaceae
Source: the annotation of a GenBank genome assembly
AUGGCAACACCCAACCAAAAACGAUUUACAAAUACAGGACGAAAUGAACCAGAUACACCUAACAAGAGAUACCAAUUUACUAAGUCAAAUCCUUGGAGUACAAUUGGGACCGGCAAGAACAUAUCCGGAUCUUAUAAACCAAUAUAUCAAAGAAUACCAAAUUACCAGCAAUUUCGAAAUAACUUUGAAAGGAAGUCCCGAACCAUGGUAUCUAGUAAAAAGGUUAACAUACAACCUAGAAAGCCCAUGGACAUUGACCAAAUCACAACUAGUAACGGUGAACCGAAUGAUGAACAAACAAUUACAACAAACCUUCAAAAUAGUGGAACAAAACAAACACUAUCUUCAAGCAAUCCAGGAGGAACAGAUCUUCCGAGAUGUAGAAUCUGUAAUGAGGAAAAAGGCGUUCACGAUUACAAAGAAUGUUCAGACAUUAUUUGUGGAAAAUGUAGAGGACCUCAUCACCGCAGUAAAUGCAACCAAUUCAUCUGUGAACUAUGCGGACAACAGGGACAUCACCAACUAAAUUGUCACCUGACACAAUGUACUUACUGUUACGAAUAUAAACAUAUUGAAGAAUACUGUCCAAAAAGAAUAUUAUGGGAUACCAACCGAAACCAAACCUGUGGAUGCAAUAAAAAAGAAAUAUUAAAAGUGCGAGGAAACUCAUUAAUAAACCCAAACUCCAUAACAUCAAAACAAAAGAAAUGGCACUGUUGUAACUGCUAUCAACCAUGCAGUGAAUCACGACCAAAAUUAGAACCAGUAAAAAUAAAUAAUAAAACUACACUAUUAUACUGCGAAGCAUGUCGAAUUGAAGUAUACCAACAAAUACUAGAUGAAAACACCCCAAAAAAAGAAAUCAUUCGAGAACAAUUAAUAGACUCUGGAAGUCUUAUUACAUGUACAAGUUGUGGAACAGAAAAACUUAAACAACAAAUGGAAAAUUGGGGAGGAUCAUUCUUCUGUAAAAUAGAAGAAAGAUUGGCACACACUAUAGCACUAGAAUUAAUAAACCCAAAUUAUACUUUUGAAGGAAGACUUCGACAUUGGACAGAAUCAACAAGGAAGAAAACAUCAUAUAAUGAAGUAAACCUCACACUAACAAGAGAAAUAUUUGAAGAAAUACGACAAGGAAGAAUAAACCCACAAACAGUAAAUAGAGAAAUACAACCAAACGAUGUAUUCUCAACACCAAAUGGAAUAAUACCACAACAAUUUAUAAACGAAGAAAUAAUGGAUGAAACUGAUGAACAACUAUUUGGGCAACUAAUCUUUAAUGAAACCGAACUCCAAAGGGCAAUAGACAGAAGCUUCGGAGAAGCUAAUCCAAGGGAUAAAACCUUCCACGAGUAUAACAGAAAAUUCUUUAAACAAAUGAAAGGAACUAAUGUCCUAUGUAAAUCAUGCCUAAUGACCAUAGUAAUCAAACAAGAAGAACCAUGGGAAUAUACCAUUGUACAAACAGAAGAAACUGAAAAUCAUCAACAUACAGAAGAAGAAUAUUGUAACCAAUGUCAUAGUAAUUACUACCAUAACCACUGUUAUAAUGAAGAAUUUAAAGGGGAACAAUAUUGCCUACACUGCAACACAGAAAAUGCACUGCGAACUGACAAUGAAAAGGAAAGACAAAUGUGCGAAAAUUGCUUCCAAAUGAACCAACCACUUAAUAAAGGAAAACAACGAGUGAAAACACCGGAACCAAUAGAAUUUCUUGAAAGAAACAAUUUUGCCUCAGAACAAGACUGGAUUCAGAGAGGAUUCCAACACUUCACUAUAGGAAUACACAAUUUAACAGUAACCCUUGAACAAAUACUUAAUAAUCAACAGAUACAAGGAGAAAAAAUUCAAAGAUUAGAACGAUACUUGGAAGAACAAGACUUGCGAAAUUACUCCCGAAUGAAUCAAAUAGCUAGAAGCUUUGAAACAUUGGGAAUCGAAAUAUCCGAAAUAGCGGAGAACAUAAAUGAGCAACUAGCCGAAGAAACGCAUUAUUAUACCAAUGACGCUUAUCAACAAGAAGCAGACCAGUACAGAGAAGAAAUCAUAGACAGACUAUUCCCAAAAGGAUUCUAUAGAAAAAAUCGAAGGAGUAUAGCAGACUUAGAAGAAUUGCCUUCGGAAGAAGAAUUAUUCCAGAUGGGAACAGCACAAUGGUUACAAGUACCACGGGAAAGAAAAACACGGUCACCAACGGUAAAACCAAUUCAAGAAGUACAAGAAAUAUCUGAAAAUGAAUUUAUUAAAACUAUCGGAAAACAGGGAAAAUCUAUAUCAUUACCACCAUCUCCAAAUAAUAUUACUAUCAAUAUUACACAUGAGGCUUAUGCCACAAACUGGCGCCCAUAUACAACAGUCGAUAUGAGUGUUUGGUUCACACUCAAAAUAAUCAAUCAAAGUAUCUAUCCACAUGAUAGAACAGAAACACCAAUAGGAAUUAGAAUAUUAAUCACACCUUGGGGAAGUGAAUUGGCAACAACCAAAGAAUUCUUUCCAGAACAAGAAGAAAGUUACCAACAAAAACUUAGAGAAUUAAUUAAUCUUGAAGGACAAGAAUAUAAACAACAAAUCCUUGAUAUUUUAGAAGAAGCACAACAAAAAGCACAGAACGAAUCUGAGAAAAAUCCAAAAACACGGCAAUACCAGAGAUUAAAUUGGGUAAAAAAUUGUAAAGCCUGUGAUUACUGUGCCAAAAAUAAAAAGAAGUGUGAAUACCAAGACAACCAGGAAAAGUGUAACUGGUGUAUAAAAGAAGAAAUUGAGUGUACAACAACAAGAGUAGACUCACGAACCUUUAAAAAAGAAAAUCAAGAAAAGUGCGAGUAUUGUAAAAGAAACCAAUUAGAGUGCAGAUACGAAGAAAGAAAAAUACGAGGACGAAUACCAGGAAGUAGAAGAUAUAACAAAGAAGAUUUAACAACAGAGAUAGAAAAAGUUAUUAAAGAAGUCAACAAUAUAAUUGCUCAAAGAAACCAAAAAAAGGAAAAGGCAAAGCUUGUAGAUAUUGCAAUCAAAAAAGGAAAAGUGGAAGAAAUUAACAAAAAGUGUGAUUACUGUAUUCAACGAGGAAAGGAUUGUAUCAGAGAAAACACUCGGAAAAAGAAGUGUAAUAAUUGUAAAGAAGACAACAAACCCUGUAAUUACUCUCUGAUCAACCAGAAAGAAAUAGAACAACAAACUAAAUCAAUUGUAGAACUAUUUGAGGAAUACCAAAACGAAAAAAUCUUUCCGGAAGAAACGAAUUUGAACAAACUAUUCGACCAAUUCACUACACUUUCAACAGAAGAUAAUAAUCCUUGGGAACCAGAAAUAUCUAUAGACCCAAUAAUAAGUAACAAAAAGCUUCUACGACCACCACCGGAAUCAAGAAAAGUCUCAGAAGAAGUAUUAAACGGAGAUUUACAAAAUUAUCUAUUAUUACUCCCACGAGAAAGCAAAAUAGUAAAAGAAUAUCAACUACGAACGUGGAUAAAACUAUUUAUACUACAACGGACAAGUACCAAAGAUUUAAACACCUUAAUAACAAACGAAGACUUUGAGGAGUUUCAAGAAGAAUUAACACAAUUCUUAUGUGCACAAGACAACAUAGAUAAAGAAACACAAUAUAUUACCGACGUAUUAAACUCAAAUACUUACCGAGACUGGUACAAUAUUAAGGAGAAAUACCAGAAUAGAAUUGACUUUAUACCAAGACAUUUAAGAGGAAAAAUAAUUAGAUAUAUUGACAUUAUCAGCUUUACACCAAUAACUUACGAAAUAUACAACCCAAACGAUCAAUUGAUAGACCACACACCAUAUUAA